UUCCAUGGCAACCAAUUAGUUAUUUUUUUUAAAAACUCGGAACGGAAAAAACGAACAUACGAUGCUGAUUUUUAGGUAUUUUACGAUAUUAUUUAUUAUCUUUUAUCAAAAUCUUACAAAAAAAUUACCGAAUUACAAUUCGAAAAAUUUGGAAAAUGCGACACGUUCGCAAUGCACUAAUUUACAAAAUAUUGAAGAAGUUAUUCCCGUAUUAAUUAUGACAGAAAAAAACGAAACAAUUUUAUUGCCUUGUAAAGUUUGUUCGGAAAAUGAAACAUAUUCUUCCAGAGUUUGGAAAAAAGAGGAUUUUUCUGGCUCACUAAAUAAAGUCAAAACUGAUCUUCAUGAUGAUGAUGAUACGAACCGAAUCAUCGUUAACGAAAACCAUGAGCUGAUCAUCAAAAACAUAACUGUGGAUGAUGUUGGAUUUUAUUUUUGCUACGAUUUAGAUAGCAAUUAUACAAAAUUAAAAUAUUUAGUCGAUAUUUUAAACGAAGAUAAUGUUAAAUUGGCUUAUUUAAAUACUACUGCAGUCUUCAAUUUAACAGCAGCUGCUAUACCUUACUUGGAGCCUUGUCAACAUAAGAAAUCCAUUCAUUACUUGAAGAACUACGAGUGUACUUAUAAAUGGGAAUCUUGGGGCCCUUGCGACCGUUGUCUCUCAAUUGGAGAAAGGAGGAGAAUAGGACGAUGUAGACUGCGGAUGAAAAUCAAAAUUACAAAAGUAAUUCUACUGGAAAAUAAAGAUGUAGAUAAAACAAUAGAUUAUUUCUUGCCUGUAUUCAGCGCCGGUUGUCACUCUUAUAUUUUUGAUAAUGAUGAAAGCGCUAAAAAAAUUUUUGAAAAGAUACCAAAUAUUAUAGUAAAAGAUCGAUGUCAAACUAACUGUG
Centruroides sculpturatus (bark scorpion) is the source of this 890-nucleotide messenger RNA. RefSeq lists its product as uncharacterized. NCBI's taxonomy places the organism in Eukaryota, Metazoa, Arthropoda, Arachnida, Scorpiones, Buthidae. The transcript is spliced from 6 exons. The annotation marks the transcript as partial. The record is from RefSeq and is a predicted model, not a curated record.